Molecule: messenger RNA, 1491 nt
Organism: Thunnus maccoyii (southern bluefin tuna)
Lineage: Eukaryota; Metazoa; Chordata; Actinopteri; Scombriformes; Scombridae
Product: EEF1A lysine methyltransferase 3-like
Exons: 3
Coding region: 114-785 (223 amino acids)
Biological process (GO): peptidyl-lysine methylation
Cellular component (GO): cytosol; cytoplasm
Molecular function (GO): protein-lysine N-methyltransferase activity
Source: RefSeq, a predicted model, not a curated record
AAAGGCGACCUGGAAGAUGAACAACCGUUUGACAGCUGCUGCUCAUAAACAUUGCGGACUUUAAAUAUCGACUACAUGCGACAAAUCAAUCGAUCUUAUUCACAUAAACAGCCAUGACUUGUGCCGGAGAUGAAGACGACCCGUUUCCUGUUGACGUCUGUCUUUUCUCUGAAACAUUUUCUCAAGAUAAUGUUUACAACUUAAUAGGUCAAGAGCUGAAGAUACGACAGGUGUUCGGGGCAAACCUCGGCGUGGCUGCCCCGGUGUGGGAGGCUGCGUUACACUUGUGUGGUUACUUGGAGGAUCAGUCUGUGGAGCUGAGUGGAAAACGCAUCAUAGAGCUGGGAGCAGGGACUGGUGUGGUCGGUAUUGUGGCAGCACGCCUCGGUGCAGUCGUGACCCUUACAGAUCUUCCUCUGGCUCUUCCACAACUUCAGGCCAACGUCUCUGCUAACAUGCCGUCCAGUGGUUGGCCCUCUGCCCCUCCCACUGUCCUCCCUUUGUCCUGGGGUGAGGACCACAUGAACUUCCCCUCUGACUGGGAUCUGGUGCUUUGUGCAGAUAUAAUUUACCUCCAGGAGACAUACUCACUGCUAGUGGAGACACUUGCUCACUUGUGCAAGAACGGAGCCGUGGUAUAUCUCUCAUCCAAAAUGCGAAAAGAGCACAAGACUCCAAGUUUCUAUGAAGAAUAUCUGCCAAGCAGAUUUGAUGUGGAGCUUGUGCACCGUGAUGACAAACAAAACAAUAAUAUCUAUAGGGCAGCUCUAAAGAAAGACCAGUGACAGCAGGGACAGCCUGCUGCAGGCCUGAGACCUGGAUUAGUUACUGCACUGAGACCAGUUACGGCUCUGGUCCCCAAGCUGCCUUUUUAGAAGAAUAAAAAAAACAGUGAAUGCAAAAUGCACAACUCUCAGAAAAAAACAGCUCAGUUGUUGUUAGAUAUCAUUCUGUCACUUAAACAUAUUGAGUUUCAAAUAAUUUUUUUUUUUACUCUAAGCUACAGUUGCAGCUAAGUGGAACCAUGUUGAACAACUACUUCCUGUUUACUUAAUUGACCAUCAGUUUGUUCAAAUAAAGUGUUUCUUUUAUUUAUAUAUUUAUAUGGUUAUUCUGUGAACCAUUUUCAGUCAUUUGAGAAAUCUGAUGUCCUGUUAAUGUCUCUCUGGUUACAACAGAUAAUGUUUUUACGUAUGUACAGUACAUGUUCUACUGUGAUUACAAACGGAAUAAAAUGGAUAUAUAAUUUUCUUGUUAUUAAGUAUUCUAAUGAGUUGUUUGUCUUCAAAAUGUAUUUAAAGUGUGAUUUUGGAGAUUUUGUAUAGAGUUUUCAGAACAAUGUGCCCAACUAAAAUGAUCUUUUUGUGCUUUUGCUCAUCUCGUAUUACCUACGAAUGGAUAAUUGCAGUCUUAGAUACUGAGAUUUGUCACCAGCGCAAAUCAGUCUAUCUUCCUCUUCUCCAUAAAAGUAAAUAAAUUGAAGAAAAAUGA